Messenger RNA from Athalia rosae (coleseed sawfly), 2454 nucleotides. Its product is annotated as putative inorganic phosphate cotransporter. Lineage: Eukaryota; Metazoa; Arthropoda; Insecta; Hymenoptera; Athaliidae. Gene Ontology annotation, cellular component: membrane. The transcript has 3 exons. Gene Ontology annotation, molecular function: transmembrane transporter activity. Gene Ontology annotation, biological process: monoatomic anion transport; transmembrane transport. The coding region runs from base 792 to 2294 and encodes 500 amino acids. The record is from RefSeq and is a predicted model, not a curated record.
GGUAUAUUUGAUCUAGGUAAAUACAAUACACACCUGAGCCGAUACAACUCUGAUACGUGAACGAGGGUCCAGAUAAUCAUAUUUUCGCACAUUGUUGUCGAUAUUCAAGAAAGUAUAUUCAUCCGAAAACCAUUUCUUGACUGGCUCUACGUGAAUCAACUGUGGAUAAUUAAAUUUUUCAUUUUUAUUUCUCAACAAGUGUUACCGGUGUGCGAUUUGUGUAUUACUAAAGUGUGACAAUGAUGAUGAAAUCAAAAAAUCGGCUUCAAUUUCAAAAUUUAGCUGCCGUUUUAUGUUCUGGUUGACUUUGAACUUUUCGAUAGUCUUGAAGUUAUCUAUAAUUCUUUUUUUUCCAACUUUCUCUGAUCUCCCAAAUGCGCAUCCAGGUUUUUUUUAUGUAUAAUCUUAUCAUCGUAUAACACCUACUCCGAUGUUAUAGACGGUCGUUCUAUAGUCCUAUAACGACAAUAAAAAGUUUAAAUAACGAACAAACAUUGAAUCAAAUCUUGAUGCAAUUCAAUUGAUAAUUCCAAGUGUAUCACUUCGCUCGUACAUACUUUGCGCAUAAAUUCUCCGUGUCUUUUAUUUUGUGUUGUUAUCCAUAUUAUAUCGUGUAUAUCACAAUCGGUGAAAAGUUUAGCAAUGGAAAAAAUACUUGAAAAUAAAUUAAUAUAUUGUUAAGUUUUUUUUUUUGUUAUCGGAAUAGUUCGUCAAUGGUGUGGUUUUCAAGAUUGAUAAUACAGUGACAGAGUUUUUUUUUAACAUUAACUUUAACAUAAUUUAUCGAGACCAUGUUAUCCUCUUGGAAAGUUUGCUGUGCGAGGAUACCGCAGAGAUGGGUUGUGGCAGUUAUGGGAUGUUUGGCGGUCACAAACGCGUACACAAUGCGGAUUUCACUGUCUUUGGCGAUAACGGAAAUGGUGAAACACAGGGAACCCUCGUUAAAUUCUACGAAUGAGGAAGUCUGUCCGUCAUCGGAAUCAUCUACUGCCACAUCCAGCAACGGAGGCACCUAUGAUUGGGACGAAUACACGCAGGGUAUAAUUUUAUCGAGCUUCUUCUGGGGCUACAUCAUAACGCAGCUUCCCGGGGGUAUAUUGGCGGAUAAAUUCGGCGGAAAAUACACUCUGGGUCUUGGAAUAUUUUCAACAGCUAUAUUUACACUGCUAACGCCAUUGGUCGUUGAAAAAUUUGACGCGCCGGGGUUGAUCGUCCUUCGUAUUCUGAUGGGACUUGGAGAAGGGACCACUUUACCUGCCGUGAACGUACUCGUCGCCCAAUGGGCGCCUCCGGAGGAACGUUCGAAAAUUGGAACGGUCGUUAUGACCGGCGCACAAGUUGGAACGAUCGUUGGAAACGGACUUUCGGGGGUCCUCAUUCAAAACUCGUCGAUCGGUUGGCCGAUCGUUUUUUACGUUUUCGGUGCCCUCGCGAUCCUGUGGUUCGUUGCGUGGACCUUACUUUGCUACAGUUACCCGGAAGUCCAUCCGUUCAUAACCGAAAAAGAGAGAAAAUAUUUACACGAAACAAUGAACGAGCACACUCAUAGACAGAUUCAACCCACCCCGUGGAAAUAUUUGUUAACCUCGGUACCGCUUUGGGCCCUGUUAGCGGGAAAACUGGGACACGAUUGGGGAUUCUUUACCAUGGUAACGGACCUUCCGAAAUACAUGAGCGAUGUGUUGAAAUUUUCCAUACAAGCUAACGGAUUUUUAUCCGCUUUACCGUACGUUUCGAUGUGGAUGGUGAGCAUCGUAGCAUCUUGGCUAGCCGACUGGCUCAUAAAAAAUGAGAAAAUGACAAGAACGAAUGCUAGGAAAAUUUUUACAACCGUCGGAUCGGUUGGACCAGCUGUUUUUAUAAUCGCUGCUUCCUACGCUGGUUGUGAUCGGACGGUUGUCGUUAUUUUGUUCACCGUUGGAAUGGGAUUGAUGGGACCAUUUUACCCUGGUAUGAUGGUCAACGGUCUCGAUCUGAGUCCAAAUUAUUCCGGUACAUUAAUGGCGAUCAUGACAGCGAUCGGUGCACUCGCCGGGAUCGCCGCGCCCUAUGUAGUCGGCGUUUUGACGCCAAAUCAAUCGCUGGCGGAAUGGAGGGUUGUCUUUUGGAUAACAUUCGUCAUAUUCUUCGUAGGUAAUUUAAUAUUCGAUCUAUGGGCGGACGGUGAAGUUCAAUUUUGGAACGACCCCGCGGUAUAUGAAGCGAGAAAACUAGAGAUCGAAAACGAAAGGAGAAGACGAAUUGACGUGGAAGAUAUUUCGUUGCCGAGAGAGACGAGCCUUGAUAACUCGUGAUCCCACAGUGAUUCGUUCAACAAUUCUCAUAUAAUCAGAUUCUCAUUUGCAAAUAAACUUUGAACAUUUUCAUAAAAAUAAUUCUGCUGCAGUUAGUAAGUUAUAUGGAUAGUACUAGUUCUCUGUUUACUUUUUAUUUCAAUAAAAUCUGAGAAAGAAA